AUGUUUCCGCACAAGGGCGGGGGUGGGCGGGCCGGGGGGGGCGGCGGCGGCGGCGGCGGCGGGGCCGGAGCUUGCGGGGUAGGUUGCAGCAAUGGCUUCAGCCCGAUGCGAAGCCGGGGCGCGGGGCACAGCAUCCACGGCCCCUCGGCUGGGGGCGGGGGGGUGCCGUACGGGUACGGCGGCGGGCGCCAUGGAGAACACCACAACCAGCCGAUGGUUUGCGUCGUCGUGCCUGCGCAACGCGCGGCCGCCCUAGGCCUUGCGCCACACCCGCCGCACGGCCUUCACUCGACGGGCAAGUGCACGUCCAGGGGCACCGCCCCGUGCGACGGGCACUUUUCCUCCCUCGCGCAGUCGAGCGCCGCGUCGGGAGGAGGAGGAGGAGGAGGAGGAGGAGGGCAUCCGGGGUACGCAUCCCACACGAGGUCCCACUCCCAGCCGAUAAGUCAUGGUGGCGGUAGCGGCGGCGGCGGCGGCGGCGGCUAUGGCCACCACGGUGGAUCUCCCCACGGCAACUUCGACCACCACCACGGCGGGGCGGCGGCCGGGACGCCUCACCACCUCUCGGUGAGCCCAAGUCACCACGUUUCGCCGAGCUCGAGCCACCACUUCUCCCCGAGCUCCGGGCACCACAUCUCGCCGACCUCGGGCCACCGGGUCUCGCCCGGCGCGGGCAGGUCGUACGGAGGCCCCCCGGCGAUGCACAUGCCGCCCAUGCCCCGCGAGAGACAGGGGCGUGCCGAGCCGAGAGAUUACCCGUCGGGAGCGAGCGGCGGCGGCGGCGGCGGCGGCGGCGGCGGAAGCAGCCCGUCCUUCGGCGAGUACGAGAGGUCCUCGCAGUCGGAGAGUCACCUUCACUCCGCUUACGCGUUGCCCGAGUGGGGGUACGACGAUGCCGGCGGCAGCGGAGCGGGGCGCGCGGGUGGGGGUGCGAUGGCUACCGCCCACGGCGUGGUACGGUCGCAGUCGCCGCCCCCGAUGGUGCGCAGCAGGAACGGGGGCGGGGCACCACGCCCCCCAUCGGCUUCUCCCAGGGCGUACGACGGCCACUACUCGUCUACUCGCUACAACGGCCGGGGGGGUGUUGAAGGCUUUUCGGUAGCCGGGAUCGGAGGGGCGAGCGGCGGCGUGGCGACGAGGCGCCGCUCCGAGAGCUCCGCCAUGGUCGGGCGUAGCUCGAUACAGCAGGAUGCUCUCGCCGCGGCCGCGAGCUAUUACUACGCCGUCGACGACAUGGGGAAGGAUGACGCGGCUUACAGCCGUGACUGUCGUGGCGGCGGCGGCGGCGGCAGCCACGGGCCCGCCUCGCGCGUAUCGUAGGCCAGGAGAAGGCCGUGGAGGGGGGUUAAGGGGAGCGCAGCUCUCUCUCCGCGGCACUGCAGAGAAUGUGGGUUUAGUUUUGCGGAAAACCCGGCUGAUGCGCAGGGCUGUCCCGGAGCCAGUGGUGGCCUUCGGAGCAACCACAGCACGAGAGUAUAAUACGAUGGUACGGUGUGUGUUGUCGCGUGCGCCUUUUCAUGGUAGUUGGGUGUCUUGCGCUGCAGCCCCGGUGGCCGCUGCAGUUGGGAUAGGGGAGGGCUUCGUCGCCUCGAUAACCGUACGGUCGCUCUUCGGUACGGUAGUUUUCCGCAGAAGAACGGAGGAAUAGGCCGCCGGCAUCCCCCCUGCCCUUUUUUUUAUUUGUUCGGAAGCAUUGGCGGUCCCAUGUGCGGCCGCGCAGUGCUGCGUUCGAUAGACACGGGUGCGCUGCUUGCGCGAGAGAUUCGAUCGUGUGUUAGCUUUUGAAAAAAUCGUCUAUAAGGAAUGAGCUAUCUUAGUCUCUUACGGGUUGGCCUUCCUUCGCCGGUGUUGAAACCCUUUUAUUUUUCAUUUUUUCUUGGUAGGGAUGUGUAGUCGUUUCCAUCUUGUUUAUGCGCGGGCGGUAUUUUUCCGGUCCGCAGAGGCUUUCAUGGUGUGCCACCUGCCCCCAUUCUUUUUUCUUCCGCCGCCGUUCCCCCCCCCCCCGGGUUUGGUCCUGUGGGGGAAUACGUGUCGAGCGGGAUUGGCUGCGGUAGGUUGACGUGGCGCGAUUGUAGUUGUUGCCGUCGGCAGGUUGUGUUACUUUACCUGAGGUCGUACACACGUUACUGCGCUUCGCGCUUGAUGACGGAAGAGAGGAGAGACUUAAAUUGCGUGCAGGGUAACCGGGGAGGGAUUUGGCCUUCAUUUGCGGGGCGAGGGGGCUCCGUGGGGGCGGUGUGGAGUUGCAUGUAGUUCGGCGCAGAUGGGAUAUGUAGUGCGUCGAAAAGCCUUGAUCUAGAGCCGACUUCUAGAUUGUGAGCCAGCACGAGCAAGUUCUAUAGGACACAACACGAAGCGGCGUAGAAAGGCAAGUUGCUAUUAUUUUUCUGGGUGCAUCUCCUUUUUCUUUAUUUAUGCCGUCUCGGCUCGUUGGAAAGGAGCGCACCCCAUCGGUGACUAACGCGCUUGAGUCUGGCCCCCUAUAUAUACGCUUAUUCUGCAUAUAUAUGUGUAUCAACGAAGUACUACAGUAGUAUGCUUUCGAGGGAGGGCUGUCGUUACUGAAGGCGGAACGGGAGGGGUUCUAGUUCUAGAAGGCGGAACAGGAGAGAACGAGUUCUGAUUCGAGCCUAAUAUUAAGUGGAUCUUUCAUUUGCGGGAUUGGUAUUACAGGAGGUUUGAGAUAGCAAGAGCUAGCAGGCGACACAACCGUCCCCGAACUUCGGUAACAAUUCUGGGUAGCGCUGACAUCCGUCCCGAUUUCGGCCAAGGGUUUCGAUGUGUUUCGAUAUGCAUACAUCCCGUCCAGUCCGUGUUUGUUUAUUGUUUGUAUUGUGGAGGAAUGGCCUGGCCUAGAUAGAGAAAAGCCCGUAAGAGGUUUUCUAAACGGUCGUCAUGUUCUUGUCUUGUAUCAGGCUGACUUAGUCUGACGCCCCUGCUCUCUUGUUUUUUGUGUUGGUGUCGCCGCCCGCGCCCGGUGACGGUUGGUUGGGCGACGUUUGCGGACGGGUGUGGUGCAUGUGGCGCUUGUCCUCUCGCGCGCAACAUAGUCGUUUGUUUUGUCAAUUAUUUUUUGUUCGUUUCUGUUUGUUUUGAUGAGAUUUGCAGUGUACGCGGGCGCCAAGGCUGGCUGUCUUCUGGCCAAAGGGCAUCAAUGCGAGGAGGGGUGGAGAGGCAUUUGAUUUCAGCCAGGUAGAACCGUUAUUUGCUGCCCUUUGCCGCCGAUGUGUAUCUGGUCCCAUCGAAGCGCGUACGUUGGCAUGGCUGGGGCAUAAAAGUAGAAUAGCAAAAGUUAAGAAGAGUCAUCAUGGUCCCUUGUCCUCCGCAAGAAGAGAGAGGUGCGCGACCCUCUAGUGAUGCAUGAAAUUUUUUUUCGGGGGGUUGCACACCCGGUGCACAACACGCGUUCAGCGGUGUCGAUCGCGAUGAUGUGAAUUAAGUACGAUAUAUUGCGUCCAUGGUGUCAUGUUUUAAUUGAUAUAGCAGAAGUAGAACAGGAACAGCUUUCUUUGUUCACCGGCCGGCGGAGUAGGUGGUGGGCGAGACGGGUGUGAGCAUGUGCGCGCAUGAUAAUUAUGAUGCAGGCUGGUGGUAGUGUGCAGGUACACGAACGAAAGGGGGCUCGUUCCCUUUCUCGAAUGAAAAUCUCUUCCUGGUG
Messenger RNA from Ectocarpus siliculosus, 3658 nucleotides. The record is from the annotation of a GenBank genome assembly. Lineage: Eukaryota; Phaeophyceae; Ectocarpales; Ectocarpaceae.